AUGGAGAAACCCAUUAGUCUUUUUACUCUUACACUUCUCUUCUUGUUGUUCAAUCAAUCAUUGGCCAUUCCUGGCACAUACAACAUCUUAGACUUGGGAGCAAAACCUGAUGGGAAAACUGAUUCAUCCAAGUCGUUAUUAAGUGCAUGGGCUGCAGCUUGUGGCUCUCCCGAACCGGCCACAAUUUUUGUACCAAAAGGAAGGUAUUUGGUGAAGCAAGCACAAUUUCUGGGACCAUGCAGGAAUAGAGCUAUAAGCUUUAGAAUAGAUGGUACCCUCGUGGCUCCUUCAGAUUACAAACUCAUUGGAAAUGCUGAUUUCUGGCUUCAGUUUCAAUGGGUCGAUGGAGUUUUCAUUCGCGGUGGCAUUCUUGAUGGCCAGGGUACUGAUCUCUGGGGUUGCAAAGCCUCCGGCAGGAAGUGUCCAAGCGGCGCAGCGACAUUGGGAUUUACCAACUCCAACAACAUUGCAAUUGCCGGCCUUACUUCUCUCAAUAGCCAAUUAUUCCACUUGGUGUUCAACGGCUGCAACACCGUGAAACUGCAAGGAGUAAAGGUUUUGGCGGCUGGAAACAGCCUCAACACGGACGGGAUUCAUGUGCAAUAUUCAUCAGGAGUCACAAUCUUGAAUUCCAAGAUCAGUACUGGAGAUGACUGCGUUUCAAUUGGCCCUGGCACUACUAGUUUGUGGAUUGAAAAUGUUCUUUGUGGCCCUGGCCAUGGUAUCAGCAUUGGGAGUCUUGGAAAGGAUUUUGAAGAAGAGGGAGUACAGAAUGUGACUGUAAAAAAUGUUACAUUCAAGAAUACACAGAAUGGUGUAAGGAUUAAAUCAUGGGGUAGGCCAAGCAAAGGUUUUGUCAAGGAUGUUUUGUUCCAGCAUGUCACCAUGAUCAAUGUCCAAAACCCCAUCCUUAUUGAUCAGAACUAUUGCCCAGAUAACAUCAACUGUCCUGGCCAGGUGUCAGGCAUUAAAAUAAAUGAUGUUACGUAUCAAGACAUCCACGGAACAUCAGCAACAGCAAUUGCAGUCAGAUUUGAUUGUAGCAAGAAGAAUCCAUGCAUCGGAAUAAGAUUGGAAGAUGUGAAGUUGACAUACAAAAAUCAACCAGCCAAAUCAUCUUGUGCCAAUGCUGCUGGAACUACACUUGGUCUGCUUGGCCCUGAUAGCUGUUUGUAG
Molecule: messenger RNA, 1176 nt
Organism: Coffea eugenioides
Lineage: Eukaryota; Viridiplantae; Streptophyta; Magnoliopsida; Gentianales; Rubiaceae
Product: polygalacturonase-like
Exons: 4
Coding region: 1-1176 (391 amino acids)
Biological process (GO): carbohydrate metabolic process
Molecular function (GO): polygalacturonase activity
Source: RefSeq, a predicted model, not a curated record